AUGGCUAUCACUAACGGCUCCAGUGGCGAUCACGGAAACGCGCAGGACGUCGAUUUCAGAGAUCCUGCCGUUUAUGACCAAUAUGCGAAGACUUGGUCAUCGAUUCCAGGAGAUGAAGCCGGCUGGGCUCAGCGCGCUCAAGAAGUUGCAGAUAUUCUUGCUGUCGAUGCAGUACUUCGUGACCAGGAGAACAAAUCUCCCCGGGCCGAGGUUGCUUUGCUGAAGCAUUCUGGGCUGCUCAAAAUCUUGGGACCAAGGAAAUACGGCGGUGGUGGCCAACCUUGGAGUGUUGGCUACAAAGCUAUUCGAAAGGUAGCAGAGGCCGAUGGCUCGAUAGGAAUGCUGCUCGGAUAUCACCUCUUAUGGUCAACAACGGCAAAUGUCGUCGGCUUACCUGAGCAAGCCGAUCGCAUUCAGAAGCUCAUUAUUGAGAACAACUACUUCAUCGGCGGCGCUGUUAAUCCUAGAGACAGCGAUCUGGCCAUAAAAUCCGACGGCGACAAGAUCGUGUUCAAUGGCUUCAAGUUUUUCAACACGGGAGGUGUGAUAUCCGAUCUUACCGUACUUGAAGGUGUCUACGAAGGCACUGGAAAUCAUAUCUUUGCCUUUGCAAAGACAGAUCAGCCCGGAAUCCAAUUUGGGCAUGACUGGAACAAUAUCGGACUUCGCCUGACUGAGUCUGGCAGCGUCAAGAUCUCCGACGUAAGCGUUCCAUGGACGGAUGCGCUCGGCUGGAAUGUAGAGAAGAAAGAGCCGGAUCCUCGCGCUCUUCAAACUCCCUUUUCAACUCUUCUGCUGCCUUCAAUCCAGCUUGUCUUUAGCAACUUCUAUCUGGGCAUCGCUCUCGGUGCGCAGCAGUACGCAGCAAAGUAUACUGUGAAGGGUACAAGAGCUUGGCCUUUUGGUGGUGAUAACAAAGAGAAGGCAACAGAUGAGUUCUACAUUCUCGAACGCUAUGGUAACUUCCACGCUCACCUCCGCGCCGCAACUGCUCUUGCAGACCGCGCAGGCCAAGAAGUUGACUCCAUCUACCAAAAAUAUGGAGGUGAUCUCGAUACCCGCGCCAAGCUGACGGCGCGCGAGCGAGGUGAACUGGCGGAGUGGGUCGCAAGCGUCAAGGUCGUUACGACAGACACCGGUCUGCGAGUCACAUCGGGAGUGUUUGAAGUCACGGGUGCUAAGGCGACAAGCCAGAAGGUUGGGCUGGACCGUUUCUGGAGAGAUAUUAGGACGCACUCGUUGCACGAUCCUGUUGCGUACAAGAACCGAGAAUUGGGGAGAUUUGAGCUGCUGGAUGAGAUCCCGGAGCCUACUUGGUAUACCUGA
Molecule: messenger RNA, 1326 nt
Organism: Parastagonospora nodorum SN15
Lineage: Eukaryota; Fungi; Ascomycota; Dothideomycetes; Pleosporales; Phaeosphaeriaceae
Exons: 4
Coding region: 1-1326 (441 amino acids)
Biological process (GO): L-leucine catabolic process
Molecular function (GO): 3-methylbutanoyl-CoA dehydrogenase activity; flavin adenine dinucleotide binding
Source: RefSeq, a predicted model, not a curated record